Corticium candelabrum is the source of this 1129-nucleotide messenger RNA. Its product is annotated as ribitol 5-phosphate transferase FKRP-like. The coding region runs from base 18 to 860 and encodes 280 amino acids. The record is from RefSeq and is a predicted model, not a curated record. Lineage: Eukaryota; Metazoa; Porifera; Homoscleromorpha; Homosclerophorida; Plakinidae. The transcript has a single exon.
CGAGUCUGUUUGAUGAGAUGAGCGAGAGUAUACGAGUGAGAGUUCCAUUGGCGUUGGACAGAAGGUGGUCGCGCUUCGACGCGUUCGGUGCCUUAGAUCCCAUCUUUCUUCGUCGAUCGGCUUCAGUUUUGGCGACAUUCGUGCGAGGACCCCAAAAGUUGUUCCGGAGGGCGUGGUCAGCGAUGACGUCAUCAUUUGUUCAACGAUUCGGCCAUUGUAGUACAACCAGAUGUGUAAUCGCUGCCGUAUCACUCUCGUGUACUCUAUACUACGUGUUGAAUGCACACAACUGGGCACAUUAUGCCAACAGAAAGAACGAACCUUGUAGUCGCAAGCCAGAGGAUCUCCUGAGGUUGAUCCGGACUGUACAUUUAGUCGACGAUGCUCUGAACGAAUUACAUCUAACGCACUAUCUAUUAUAUGGGAGUCUAUGGGGUGCAUUAAGGGUCAAAGGCCCGUUACCGUGGGAUACCGAUGCCGAUAUUGGAAUCAAUGGAGACGAACUGUGUGCAUGUGAAUCAAUGCGAUUUAAAAAGGCGUUCACGAAACGUGGUUUGAGUGUGAAAUAUGUGCCUCUGCAUGGGAGAUAUCGUGCGACCGACGGACACGAGGAGAUUGAUAUUAUGAUAUUCGUCGACUACUGGAGAGACGGCAUGAUGAGGAGAACGGGUUGGGAAACGUGGCCGUUCUUUGUCAACUACAGGUGGCAUCACACGUUCCCUUCGUGGCUCGUCGAGCCGCCUCUACCUCAAGUACCGUUCGCGGGGAGAAAUAUGAGUGUCCCAAAAGGCGGAGUAGAAAUACAGAAAUGGCUGUUUAGGAAUAACUGGUGGAAGGAGACGAAACCGCUCGGUUGUUAGGUAUAUAGGCGACUAUAGUUUGUUGCAUUGGUUGUCGCACAGUCGGUCAACCAAAAAAUGUACAUUAAAGGUUUAAUACGUUGCAGGUAUAUUGAAAACCUGGUCUAUAUAAUAGUUAUCGGUAUACUUGAAUUGGUACGGGGCUGUAGUUUUGAUGAUGAGAAAGAAUGCGCGCUGUGGAUAUUUCUGUAUUGUUUACAUGAAUGGUGCAACACUGAAUGAGCAUUGUUUACGUGUGUGGUAACACUGGAGGGGCAUUGUUUACAUGA